AUGACGGCCCUACGUUCCCGUGUCACCUUCCCGCAUUGUUGCCGCCUCGUGCACGUACGAUGUCAUCAUCCCGUCGCGUUCGUGUUCGCCUUCGCCGUUUCAGUUUCGAUUAACGAAGGCGCACGCGUCCUAAACAUGUUCGACAACGUCGCCAUUUUAUUAACAACGCGCGGCGCUUUGGGCGUCGGGCUUUCGCCGUCGAUUAGCGAUGCGACGCGUAUUGUUUCGAUAGCGACGAUAUCGGGAUUGGCAUGUGCGCCGCGUAAAGGGGCUACGUGUCGCGAAUACAAUGCC
Messenger RNA from Iphiclides podalirius (scarce swallowtail), 294 nucleotides. Lineage: Eukaryota; Metazoa; Arthropoda; Insecta; Lepidoptera; Papilionidae. The record is from the annotation of a GenBank genome assembly.